AUGUCCUCUGACCCAAUCGCGAAAAGGAUGAAGUCGACCAAGACUAUCGGGACCCACUCGGGGACUUUCCACUGUGAUGAGGCGCUUGCUGUGUUCAUGCUCCGCCAGACGGACGAAUUCAAGGAUGCCGACCUUGUCCGUACCCGGGACCCCAAGAAGCUCGAGCCCCUCGAUAUCGUCGUCGACGUGGGAGGCGUCUACUCGCCCGAAGCGCACCGGUACGACCACCAUCAGCGGGGAUUUACCGAAGUGUUCGGUUCGGGCGGGUUUGACAAGAUCAAACUCUCAUCCGCUGGUCUUGUCUACAAACACUUUGGCAAGCACAUCAUCGCCCGCCGGCUUGGUCUGCCCGAAUCCGACCCGAACGUCUCUCUUCUGUGGCACACCCUCUACGCCGAACUCAUCGAGUCGGUCGACGCGAUCGAUAAUGGUGUCAACCUCACGGAUGGGGAGGUGCGGUAUGCGAACCGAACGGAUUUGAGCUCGAGGGUGAAGCGGUUGAACCCAAAUUGGAAUGAGCCGACUUCGGACGAGGUGUACGAUGCCAAGUUCAAGGAGGCGUCUCAGAUGACAGGGGAGGAGUUCCUCGGUCAGCUGGACUACUAUGCGAAUGCGUGGUUGCCUGCUAGGGAUGUGGUCAAGGCCGCGCUGGACAAGCGGAUGGAGGUGGACCCUUCAGGAGCUGUAGUUGUGUUCCAUCAGUCCUGCCCCUGGAAAGACCACCUCUUCAACCUCGAGCCCACCCUCCCCCCCGCCCCCUCUCCCAUCCUCUACAUCCUCUACCCCGAGUCCGACACCCCCUCCGCCAAAUGGCGCAUCCAGUGCGUCCCCAAAUCCACCGACUCGUUUGAAAACCGCAAGUCCCUGCCGGAGGCGUGGCGCGGUGUACGAGACUCGGAGUUGAGCGCGGUGGCGGGCGUAAAGGGGUGUGUGUUUUGUCAUGCCGCAGGGUUUAUUGGGGGGAAUGAGACGUAUGAGGGGGUUUUGGAGAUGGCGAGGUUGGCGUUGAAGGCUUGA
Molecule: messenger RNA, 1017 nt
Organism: Dioszegia hungarica
Lineage: Eukaryota; Fungi; Basidiomycota; Tremellomycetes; Tremellales; Bulleribasidiaceae
Product: putative GAMM1 protein
Exons: 8
Coding region: 1-1017 (338 amino acids)
Cellular component (GO): nucleus; cytoplasm
Source: RefSeq, a predicted model, not a curated record